GGGUCAAGGUUAUAAAACGUCCGCUCACAACAGCUCAACGCUAUUGUGCAGCAGCCAGAGAAAAGAAUAUGCUUAAACUGCAAACAAGACAUCGACCCAUCACAGGUUUUGGUCAUCAAAGGCGGAAACUUAUUACAAGCACAAGAUCUAUCAACGAUGAAGAAGAAAUUAGAUCUGCAAAAUCAUUUCAUGAAAUUCCAAGUCCCCAGGGCCUACCAUACAUUGGUAACUUACACAAGUACAUCGUGGGAUCUCUUAAUAAAUACAAAUACCAAAAUGUUCUAAAACAAUAUUUUGAUACGUAUGGGCCCAUUUUUAAACAGACAUUAGCUGGCAGAACCACCGUCCAUAUUUGUCACCCUUCGAUGUUUCAAAUCGUGUAUAAGGAUGAAGGAAAGGUUCCAACAAUUCUUCCACUGUUAGAAACCAGUAAGAAAUUUCGUACAGAAGAGAAAAUGUCACCAGGUCUGGGUAACACCAAUGGAGAAGAGUGGUAUAGACUUCGUACAGCCGUUCAGAAACACAUGAUGAAACCAGGAGAAGUUUCGGCAUAUUUAACCCAGACAAAUGAAGUUGCAAAUGACUUUGUGGAGAACUUGGCACGACUAAAAAAUGUGAACAAUUUUCUACAGGAAUCUUCAAAAUGGUCUCUAGAAACGUCUGGAUACAAUUGCUUUGGUAGAAGACUUGGUUACUUACAUCAAGGAACAGAAAGCGAACAAGAAGCAUUAAGAAUCAUUAAAAUGAAUGAUAUUCAAUUCUCUCUUUCAACAGAUUUAAAAUUUUCUUUACCCUUAUAUAAGUAUUAUAAAACAGCUACUUACAAAAAACUCUUUGAAGCUGAAGAAACAUUUACUGGCAUUGCAGACGCGUAUCUAGAUGAAGCAUUGCAAAAUAUUGACACCCAAAUUACAAAUGGAAAUGAUGAAACUAUAGCACAAGCUCAGGUGAAAUACAAGUUUAUUUUAGCAUUAAUGCAAUCGAAAAACAUAAGCAGAAAGGAUAUUGGUACUAUAGUACUCUCAUUAUUUGGGGAUGGUUUAAGGACAACUGUGCCUGCUUUAGUUUCCACAGUUUAUUGUUUGGCAUCAUCACCACGGGCGCAACAGACUUUAUUUGAAGAAGUCAACAGUGUUAUAGGAAAAAAACAGGAAGUAACUGUUGAAGAUGUUGCUAAUUUAACUUAUUUGAAAGCUUGUGUUAAAGAAGCACUUCGCCUGUUCCCAAUUGGUCUUGAGGUUGUACGAUUAAAUAACAAAGAUUUAGUACUUAGUGGUUUUCAUAUUCCUGCAGGAACUGUCAUUGAAAUGAACAACUUUAAUUUAUUUUCUAAUAGCAGUUAUUUCAAGGAUCCAGAAUCUUUCAUUCCAGACAGGUGGCUAAGGGGGUCAGAUGUCUCAGUUGUUGAUCCUUACAUUGUGAUGCCUUUUGGAAGAGGGCCACGCAUGUGUGCAGGUCGCAGGUUUGCUGAACAAGACCUUUAUGUUUUGGUCAGUAAACUUAUUCAAAAGUUCAAACUAGAUUGGCAGGGAGGUAACUUUACCCAGGAAUAUAAAAUUUUAGUAUAUCCAGACUGUGAUACACCCUUUAAAUUUGAACCAAGGUAAAAGAUGAACAAUGGAAGAGUCUUACAGAACAAUCUUGGUGUCCACUAUUUCAGCAUGUUUAAUUUAUACUUUGAUUACUUUUGUUCAAUAAACAUUAUUUUAGAUCAGAUACGUACGAAUGUCUCUUUAAAAGCACAAAAAAUAAAAACAAGAAAAAUAAAUUGAUAAAAGGGGGGGGGGGGCUAUCGACACCACACUAACAAACGGUUUUUUUAUUUGUUGUCCUUUAUAUUAAAUUUAAUGAACCAAACCGCAUAUACUUAAAUCGAUAUUAGGCUUAUGCCAGUCGGAAAAACUGUAACCAUUCAGUAAUUAUGACAUUUUAUGCUUCGUUUUAAUUAUAUAUGACUAAGAACAGAAACGUGUAAUAUUCAAGUAUUUAUGUACAGUUUUAAACAUUUUAGCGUUUUCAUAUGUAUUACAAUUUUACCUAAACAGUAAGGAUUGGCUGUUUUUGUUUUUCAUCGGAAGUGUAUCAAUUGUUUCUUUUCUAGCUUUUAGAAAUAUAGGGCAGUGGAAGAUAAGGUGUUCACAAUCCUCUAUAGCAUUUCCACAGUGGCAAAUAGGGUCAUCUGAUAUAUGCAUUUGGGUCACUUUUGAGAUUUCUGAAUUUACAGUGAAGAAUUUGAUUUUGUCUAUCGCCUAUAUAAUAAAUUUCGGGUGCUGGCUGUACAGAAUUAUUUUGCCCGAUCUUUGAUUUAAAUUGUUAUAGCGUUCCUGAUUUUCGUAUGUCGCUAGCAAGACUAUUCCAAAAGAGUUUUGAUAGUGUGAGAUUCUGCAAUUUAUUUCUUUAAUAUAGUCAGAGUUUCUCAAUUUGUAUGGUUGAUGUGAUGAAAUUUGAGGUGGUAUGAGAUUUGAUGUAAUUUGAGGUGGUAUGAGAUUUCAGAGGAAUUUCGGAAUAAGAUUAUUCAUUAUCUUAUUGCAAAUUACUAAUUUAUGUUGAAAACGCCUGUAAGAAAGAGAUGCAGAUCAGAUUCUUUAAGUAAUACCUGGUGAGAAGUGUCUCUUGGUAAGCCGGUGAUUGUUCGCAUUGUAUCGAGAUGGAGUUUUUCUAAUUGUUCAAACUUUUCAUUUGUACAGUUGUUUCAGGCGACACCUGCAUAGUCAAAUAUUAGAAGGAUAUAAGAUUUAUAUAGUAUCUCGAGAGUUUUAUGUUUUAAUCUGUAGGCCCUAUUUGAGAGACCGGAAACAGUUUACCAUGGUACUUGUUUUGCUUGUUUUAGCUUGGUUAUUGAAAAAAACGCCCAGAUGUUUAUGGGGGAAAUCAUCUGUUAUAUCAUAGUUAUAUGAAAGAUUGAAUAGUGAUGCGAACAGCUUCCUUGAAGAAGCCAGGCUUUUAGUUUUCUAAGGGUUGAAAUCCACUUUCCAAUUGAUUGACCGGUUACAGAUUCGUUUGAUAUCAUAAUUGAGAAUUUGCUGAGUAAGAAGAGGAUUAUCAAUUAUGAGGAAAAGGGGGGUGUCGUCACCGAAGAUGCGUAUGCUGAAACUGAUAUCAUCCACAAUAUCGUUUAUAUAGGCAAGGAAAAGUAGAUAGAGCCUUGGGGAACUCUAGAAGUAAAAGCUUUUGAUAAUGAAAAUUUACUACCUAAGACGACUUUCUGGGAGCGAUUUUGUAAGUAACUAACAAUAAUUUUGUAAGUUUUCCCCCUAAUACCUAUUAAUGAGAUUUUAUGUAGUAAGCCUCGGUGCCACACUUUGUCGAAAGCUUUACUAAUAUCGAGAACCAGUGGUUGCCAGGCAAGGUACGCCCACAUUUUGCAACAGAUGAAAACAGAACAAGCUAUAAACAAAAGUGAUUUUUCGUACAUUCAGGGGCCAACCUUCAUUGAAGUGUAACGGUGAUAUAUUUAACCAUUUUUUUUUUUUAAAAUUGAAUCCAAAAUGUGACUUCUAGACGGUCCACAAGCUAAAAACGUGAUUUUUCGAACAAUCAGGGGCCAUAAUCCAGGAAGUUAAGUUCCAGUAUGCGUGAUUAUCGAACGAAACCGAGAUUUUUGUGAUAUAAACAUAAAUUUAAAAUUUCAUCAAAAUCGGAUUAAAAUUGUGACCUCGAGAGGGUCCACAACCUUGAUAUGACAUACUUUUACACUAUUUGCGUUCAAGGAGCGGCCGUUUUGUCCGACAGUUUCUGUCCGAUUUUCACGAAAUUCGAACUCAACCCUUAUUAUGGUGUAAUGGUGAUAUAUUUAAACGGUUUUUUUUUUCAAAAUCGGAUAAAAAUUGUGGCUUCUAGAGAGACCACAUGCUAAAACGGGUUUAUUCGUAAAAUCAGGGACCAUAAUCCAGGAAGUUACAGUCCGAUAUGCGCGAAUAUCGUAAGGAACCGAGAUCUUUGGCUUAUAAACAUACGUUUCAAGUUUCAUCAAAAUUUGAUAAAAAUUGUGAGCCCUAGAGUGUCCACAAGCUAAAAAAACCCAUGACUUUUCGUACAAUCAGGGGCCAUGAUCCAUGAAGUUACAAUCUGAAACAUGCCAAUUUCGAAAGGAAUCGAGAUCUUUGCGAAAUACACCUAUAUUUCAAGUUUCGUCAAAAUCGGAUAAAAAUUGUGACCUGUAUCUAAGUAUCCACAAACAAAUUGUGAACGGACCCACGGACGGACGGACAGGGGCGACAAAAAUACGUCCACAUGAAAAUGUGGGCGUAUAAAAAUUGCUUUCACUUCUAGCCCUUUAUCAAGGGACUUACAUAUAUAGUCGUACAUCUCAAUCAGUUGAAAUACAGACGAACUUUGAUGUUGAAAACCUGUUUGAAGGGGGGUAAUAAUUCCUUCUUUUAAAAUGAAGUUAUGAAUAUGUUUCUGUUGAAAAAAGUGAUUCAAAGACUUUACCCAGAGAGCUUAGCAUUGCAAUGAGAUAGGUCUGUAGUUGGAACAGUUGUGGAUGCCACCUUUUAUGUAGAUGGGGAUAAUAUUAUAGAUGCUGUUGUGACAAUAGAUUUUUGAAUUAUUAUUUUAAUGUAUGAUUGAGGUAUUUUUUGGUCAAAAGAUGACAUAGAAAAUCCAGUCCACAUGAUAUGUAAGGCCUGAAGAGUUGUAAAGUUGAAAAAAUGUGAAGUCUCUGAAUUAUUAUACGAACAUUGUCAUUUUGAUAAAUUCGCACAUGGCCAGGUUGAAAGUCCGCGCUGAUCAAUAUUUUACGAACCAAGGGAAGUAACGCCAUUUUGUGAAACCCUUCAAAUAGGGAUCAGACCAAUUCGAUUCUUGAUUGUAAUUUUGAAAUGUUUGUAUCUUUUCAAUUAGAAUAAUUUGGUCAGAAUUUGCUGUUUUCUCUCCUGUUGAAUAUGAUUAAAUAUUCGUCUUUGAAGAAAUAUCGUACUGCGAACUGUAUUGCUUGAAAUAUAGAAAUAAACAGUGAUUAAUAUUGAAA
Molecule: messenger RNA, 4972 nt
Organism: Patella vulgata (common limpet)
Lineage: Eukaryota; Metazoa; Mollusca; Gastropoda; Patellidae
Product: probable cytochrome P450 CYP44
Exons: 2
Coding region: 69-1607 (512 amino acids)
Molecular function (GO): iron ion binding; heme binding; oxidoreductase activity, acting on paired donors, with incorporation or reduction of molecular oxygen
Source: RefSeq, a predicted model, not a curated record